Pocillopora meandrina is the source of this 1215-nucleotide messenger RNA. Lineage: Eukaryota; Metazoa; Cnidaria; Anthozoa; Scleractinia; Pocilloporidae. The record is from the annotation of a GenBank genome assembly.
AUUUCGUAUUGCAGAACCAAGCGAUUUUGACGAAAUUAUAAGGUUAUCAAAUGAAGUUUUCCCAAGUGGAAAUGACUAUCUUCCGCACAAGAUCAAUAAGUGGCUUCAGAUGAACAAUUUGGCCAUAUUGCUUGCAUUUGUCGAUGAGAAGUUAGUCGGGUUACAAGCUUGCUUCAUCGUGGAUGAGGGACAAACAUUUGUUCGUCAGGCGAUGCGGUUCGCUCCAGACUUACAAGGCAGAGGUCUCUCGCGAAAACUUUCGCAAGCCAUGGAUGCCUACGUUCGGAAGAACUUCCCAAGUGUUCGGAGGUUGCGUUUUUCGAACUAUGUUUAUCGCGAAUACUCGUCUGCUACGAAGAUGGUUCUAGAGUUGGAUAAGUUAGGGUACAGAGUGGAGCACUUACCGCUUGAUCCUCACAUGCCUUGCUCAGUGAAAAAUUCAGAGCUCGUUUCAUGUUCUAAGAAAUAUUUCUCAGAAGUCAUUCUGUCUCGCGCAUUUUCACACAAACUCUUCCCACUUAAUGUCCUAAUUGUUGACUGGUGCCCUUUCGAGGCUCUCUGUUCAAAUAUCGAUUACAUUUUACAAGACGACGAUUUAUUACUGACCGAGAGAUGUGACGAAUACGAGAUGCCGAGGUCUUUUAGCUUUGGUCGGCUGUCACCGAAAGCAAAAGUUAAGGAGUGGAUCGUGUCAGUGUACACUGACGACCCAAGGCUAUUUGAAGCUCAUGUUAUUCAACACUACUACCACGCUUGCAAGAUUAUCAAGGAAGAAUUUACUUUUGUGUCUUUCCAUGACAAAGGGCUGAGGAACCUUGGAAAAAAGACACUGGAAGAGAAACUAAACUUGCAGCAUGAUGAGUUUUAUAUGAAUGAAUCUCUUUUCUUGUAUGAAAGGGAUUUUGGUAUGAUAGAUUCAGGCAAUGUUUGUGAGGGAAAACAACUGUGAAGGACACAAAUAGAAUUAUUUCAAAACUCAGCAUUGCUAAUGUGCAAUGAUAAAGUUAUUUAAAUAUUUAUUUAGUUCUCAACCACAAUUUUUUUCAUUAGAUAGCAUUUUCUGUUGCACUGUCACUGUGCAAUCACCUGAAAAAUGUGGUGAGCAUUCAAACUCCUAGGUUGCUAUGAUGUUUGAAAGUGAAAGCCCAUUGUGUAUGCAGGAAUACUGAAAAUAAAUUAAUAGCUGGUGACGAUGGAAAUCUUGAUCGAACUGAG